CGUCUGCAGUCAUCACAAAACAAGUCGUUGUCUCCAAAGACACGUCUCUGCAUCUUUGAUUGGUAGUUGAUAACAGAUCCUCAGACUCAUGGGGCUGGCUGACCUUGCUGUAUAUAUAUCAUCCCAUUUCAGCAGAGACAGCAGAGGCUGACAAGAAACUGGUUAGAAGCUCUCCCCCAUUUACCUCGUGUAAUCUCCAGCUUUGACGAGCCUUUCAUUAUGGCUGUUUUCUUCACUGUGGCUCUAAUGGCUAUGGCUUGUCCCUUACUGGCAUUUGACAUGGGUCAGUCUACUCGUUGCGUUGCCAUUCCCAACAAGAUGCAUGUCUGCAGAGAUGUUGGAUAUUCAGAGAUGCGUUUGCCAAACUUUUUGGGCCACAGUAACUUGGAAGGUGAGGUGGUGCCACAUUCAGAGGAUUGGAGGCCGCUGUUGCAGACAGGCUGUCACCCUCAAGCCCAAGCUUUUCUCUGCUCCCUCAUUGCGCCUGUCUGUCUUGAUACUUUCAUCCAGCCCUGCCGUAGUCUGUGUGUGGCAGUAAGGCAGAGCUGUGCCCCAGUGCUUGCCUGCCAAGGACACUCAUGGCCUGAUGUUCUCGAUUGUGACCGCUUCCCUGCUGAGGAAGACGUGUGUCUUUCUCCCCAUGCAAAAUUUGGCAUUUUUUCGAAAGGUUUGCCUAAAUCUGCCUGCCAAAACUGUCCUUAUGUGGAAGAGGCUCCAGCAGCAAAAACGGUCUUGGAUUCUUUUUGCAGCCAUGAUUUUGCUGUUACUGCCAGACUUCACCGUCUUCGCCUACCCACAGGAGAGCCAGAAUUUGAAAUUGAGGGGCGGGUUGAGUUUAUCCGUCAGGGUCCUCUGUUGCCCUAUGACACCCAGCAUCUGCUCCAGCAGUGGCUCCUUAUCAACAUUAGAUGUGCCCACGCCCUCGUGCGUCCUGGGAGGUCACAGCUUUAUGUGCUGACUGGUUCUGUGCAGCACGAUGGAACCCUUUCUCUAACUCGUGUCUUCCCUUGGCACAGAAAAGACGCAAACAUUGCAGUGGCAAUUCGAAAAUGGAAGCACCACAGAUGUUGAAUGGACAUGGACAAAAACAGGAACUUGAAAUCUGUGCUUUGAAGCGUAGGGCCACAUGAGGACAGGAGGAGCUUCCUGGCGUUGGAUUUUAAGAAACAUUUGUAAAGGCGGGUAAAACACACAGAAUCAGACAAUUUGCUCAUCAGUUUCAUUUUUUCUUUGUUAGUGCUUUGUUAGCACACUGCAUUAAGACGCACUAA
Molecule: messenger RNA, 1271 nt
Organism: Archocentrus centrarchus (flier cichlid)
Lineage: Eukaryota; Metazoa; Chordata; Actinopteri; Cichliformes; Cichlidae
Gene: szl
Product: sizzled
Exons: 4
Coding region: 220-1071 (283 amino acids)
Biological process (GO): canonical Wnt signaling pathway; non-canonical Wnt signaling pathway
Molecular function (GO): Wnt-protein binding
Source: RefSeq, a predicted model, not a curated record